AUGCCUGAGGUCAUGCAGGGACUGCAGGGGGACAGCUGCCAGACGGCGGAGCAGGGGACCCCGUGCUGGAGAGACGUGACUUGGCUCCAGACUACGGGCUUCAAGAAGCACCCUGAGUGGUACCCUGGCUACUCCAGCAAGUCGAGCUUCGAGGAUGUGCAGCUUCUGCUCUACCGCAACGGCAAAGUGCACUGCCCCAAGCCAUGUCUCGCCAAUGUGCUCGGAGCGGACCACGAGGCCAAGCCCGAGCACGUGCUGCUGAGCUCCAGCUGCAUGGACGCGGUCGAGGGGGACUUGUGCUUCCGCACCGUCAGGUGGCUGAAGAGGACGGGCCUCGAGCAGCACCCCGACUGGUUUCCCGCCCUGGAGGCCAGCGACAGCACGGUCACCAUCCAGGCGGAGCUGCACCGCCAGGGCAAGUCCCAGUGCCGCAGGCCCUGCGCGCGCUCGAGCCCCGCGGGGGACGACGACGUGACGACGACCGGCGAGAGCCCGCCGUAUCAGGCCCUGGGCGCCCAGAAGGCCGGGCUCCGGGUGCGCGUCGGGUCGGGGGAUGCGGCCAGCUGGGUGUGGGACUUCCCCAAGGAGGAGGUGGUCCCGACCACGGCAGCGGGCAAGACGUUGAUGCAGUGCCUCCGGAAGCUGCUGCACGUGACCCCAGAGAACUUCAACGAUAUGCGGGCGUUGUGCGAGGCCCUCGUGCCGCUGGAUGGCGAAGUUCAGCACCACGCGCUGGUCAAGGAGUCCAUGAAGUUUAUCACGUGGGCCCAGCACCACGUGGACGAGCUCAGGGCUAAGCGGAGGGAGCAGGACGAGCAGCUUGAGAUCAGCGACCCAGCCGCUCGGCCCGAGCUGCGUGAGGGUGACUGCUUGACUGCGCAGCCCAACACGGUGUGCUACACUGCGGUGUCCUACGGCCUUUCGGAGGGGAUCAGGAAGCAUCCACUUGUGUACGAGGGCCUGUCAGAGCAUGCCAGCUUCGAGAAGGUCCAGGAGUUCCUGUGGCUGAACAAGCGGCAUGGCUGUACGAAGCCUUGCCCCCGGAAGCGUGCCAGGGACAUCACCGAGUUCUACAAGCACCCUGAGGCCCUCCGCUACAAGAAGAGGGCUGCGGACAUGAGCAUCGACGAGAUGAGCAGGUACAUCAGUGGCGAAUGGGACGGCUACGUGUCGAGGAUGUUCGACGCUGACGCUGAUGACCUCGGGACUCUCAACCAGCACGCUCCUGCCUCAACAGCCAAGCCUGCAGUUGGCGCGGCGAGCCGGGAGGACCGGGCCAUUGCCGAACCCGUCGACCAGGCGGUCCAGACCAAGAUUGCCGAGGUGGCGGCCAACGACACCGGCGAGGGGAUGGCCGAAGACCCCGAGCCCGAGAAGUCGGCCAGCGACGAGGAUGUGGCAAAUGCCUCCACGGAGAAUGGCUUCACGCCGAUCUUUUCGGACGUCGUGUCGAUCAACAUGUCUGAUGUGUCGGAGGGUGUGGCCAACGUCACGCCGAUCUUUUCGGACGUCGUGUCGAUCAAUAUGUCGGAUGUGUCGGAGGGUGUGGCCAACGUCAGCGAGCGGGAAGCCAGUGUCAGCGAGCCGGAUAGUGACCCCAUCAGCCAGCGGGAGAAGGAUCUCGCUGAGCGGGAGAAGGCGAUCGCUGAGAGGGAGAAGGCGAUCGCUGACCUGGAAAAGACGCUCUCUGCGCUUGGUUCCGAAAAGGCGCUCGCUACGCUAGAUGCCGUGGCCGUUGCCCCCAAAGAGCCAGUGGCUGAUACCCCCACGAAGGCGGUGGCCGAUGCCCCUACGGAGGAGGAUUCCACCGCUGCGCAGCCAAUCUCGACUGUCGCCGUGGCUAAUGCCCCCCUGGAGCCGGUGGCCGAUGCCCCUACGCAGGCGGAUGCCACGGCUGCAGAGCCCACCUCGAACGACGCCGUGGCUAAUGCCCCCCUGGAGCCGGUGGCCGAUGCCCCUACACAGGCGGAUGCCACGGCUGCAGAGCCCACCUCGAACGACGCCGGGGCUAAUGCCCUCCCAGAGCCAGUGGCCGAAACCCCCACGCAGGCGGAUUCCACGGCGGCAGAGCCCACCUCGAACGACGCCGUGGCUGAUGCCCUCCCAGAGCCAGUGGCCGAUACCCCCACGCAGAGCCGGUGGCCGAUGCCCCUACGCAGGCGGAUUCCACGGCUGCAGAGCCAACCUCGAACGACGCCGUGGCCAGUGUCCCCCCAGAGCCGGUGGCCGAUACCCCCACGCAGGCGGAUUCCACGGCGGCAGAGCCCACCUCGAACGACGCCGUGGCUAAUGCCCUCCCAGAGCCAGUGGCCGAUACCCCUACACAGGCGGAUUCCACGGCGGCAGAGCCCACCUCGAACGACGCCGUGGCUAAUGCCCUUCCAGAGCCGGUGGCCGAUGCCCCUACGCAGGCGGAUUCCACGGCUGCAGAGCCAACCUCGAACGACGCCGUGA
Prorocentrum cordatum is the source of this 2454-nucleotide messenger RNA. Lineage: Eukaryota; Dinophyceae; Prorocentrales; Prorocentraceae. The record is from the annotation of a GenBank genome assembly.